Molecule: messenger RNA, 438 nt
Organism: Malania oleifera
Lineage: Eukaryota; Viridiplantae; Streptophyta; Magnoliopsida; Santalales; Ximeniaceae
Exons: 2
Coding region: 1-438 (145 amino acids)
Source: RefSeq, a predicted model, not a curated record
AUGUCGUGGUUCCAUUUUAAGAAGGUAUUCUUUGAAAGAUACUUCCUGGCUUCCACCUGUGACGCAAAGGCAAACGAAUUCUCAAGUUUGACCCAGGGGAUCCUGAUAGUGCAAAGUUACGCAGCUAGAUACAUGGAGCUAUCACAUUUUGCGCCAUUGGAUAAAGCCAUCGUCGUUGAGGCUGGUCUCCUAGAGGAUGAGGUGGUACAGGAUCAGAAGAAGAGGUUAAUGCCUUUUGGUUCUCAGAUUGGUUCUUGUCAUGGGCAGUGGAAGAAAAGGAACUACAGUUUGGGUAAUCGCGAGAGUACAGAACCAUGGGGUCCACAGGGGAAUCGAUCUCACAAGCGUUGUACCAGGUGCAACAAAUGGCAUGAUGGUGAAUGUCAGUCGUUUGUGGGUAACUGUUACAGCUAUGGCAAAUUAGGUCACAAGUCCUGA